Molecule: messenger RNA, 3026 nt
Organism: Peromyscus eremicus (cactus mouse)
Lineage: Eukaryota; Metazoa; Chordata; Mammalia; Rodentia; Cricetidae
Gene: Znf112
Product: zinc finger protein 112
Exons: 3
Coding region: 251-2962 (903 amino acids)
Biological process (GO): regulation of DNA-templated transcription
Source: RefSeq, a predicted model, not a curated record
AACAAAAAGAUGCAGAGACAGAGAGAAUGACACUGGUGAGCUUCUGGUCUCCACAUGCGUGUGCACAGGUACGGACAUAUGCACGUGCACACUCACACUCACAGACAGACAGACAGACAGACACAGACACACACACACACACAAAUAUGAGGAUUUCCUUUCUGCCCUCGUGAUGGGAGGGUCCAGCGGAGUAGAAAGCAGCAGAGGAGGAGCCUCCACCUAAGAGGCUCCAGUCCUACACAGCUUCUCCAUGUCUUCUCAGCACCACCUCUUCUGUGGGCAUAGCCUAUGUUUGCUGUCACAGGAGACGGUGACGUUCAGGGACGUGGCCGUGGUCUUCAGCGAGGAGGAGCUGGGGCUGCUGGACGCCGCCCAGAAGCAGCUGUAUCGUGACGUGAUGCUGGAGAACUUCAGGAUGCUGCUCUCAGUGGCACAUCAGCCUUUCAAACCAGAUCUGAUAGCCCAGCUGGAGAAGGAAGAGAAGCUUUACAUGGAGGAGACCCAAGGAGGAAGCAAGGGUGGACAUGCUGUGGACAGCGCCGAAGAUGUGGAAUUAAACUCCCUUUGUCCCAGAGAGCUCUCCUCCUGUCAGACCUGCGUGUUACCCGGGGCUCGGGACUUGGUGAGAAGAUGUCCAGGGAGGAACACUGAGUCUCAGAACCAUGGAGAUCUUCCCUGCUCGGUGUGCGCAGAGCUGCCGGUUCAGAUUUCUGAAGAUGGGAACUACGUGUUGCCCCCUGUAGGUGGCGACUCUUGUAUGACAAAUCAAGAGUUUCCUUCUCAGCAGUCUUGGAGGGACUCAUGUCUCAGUGGGCCAUGUACUUGCCAGUGGGAAGGUCAGCAACCAUCCGUGGGAAGUCAUUUCUGUAGAUAUGACAGCGUUGGGUGGCUCUCACACCACAGUGACAAUGAGGGGGUACACAGGAAGGGGACAAGCUGUAGUUUCCAUGGCUACAGAGAAGAGACCAUGAAGGCGUUGUCACUUAAGCAGGACUUGAUUAAACCGAGGCCCGAGCCCUGCCCGUGUGCGGAGUAUGGAAGAGCCUGGGGCCAUGGCGACGGCAGUGACCACAGCUCUCACACACAUCAGCGGCUCCAUUCGAGAGGGAAGCCCUGUCCACGCAGUCCACGUGGAAAGGGCUGUCCCGACAGGUCAGCUCUUCACGUUCAUCCAAGUGUGGAGGCAGGAGGUGCAGGUGCUGUUGAGAGGGCUCCCCUGGGGUCCCCUCCAGGAGCGUGUUCAGAGCCGAGGCUGUGCCAAUGCAGCGAGAACGUCCGUCACGGCUCCCCUCUUAGCACCCAGAAGGGCAGCGUCCCCGAGAAAGCUUUGGAUUGCUGUUUACACUGUAACAGUAAUUUUAGGGCCCACAUUAGGGAAGAACCCAACAAAUAUGAGAAGAAUGGGAAUGUUUCUAAUCAGAGUUUAUAUCUUCAAGUUAACCAGAACAUCCAUGCUGAAGAGAAGCUAUAUCCAGGUGUGGACUCUAGAAAAGAUUUGACACAUUGCUCAAAUUUCAACACUCAGCACAGAGUUCAUGUGGAAGAGACUCUCUGUAACUCUGAGUGUGGUAAGCACUUCAGUCCACCCCCACCUUUCCAGGACUUUCCAACAGUGGACCCCAGGGAACAAGCACAUAAGCAUACAGGCAGCACCAGCUUCAGUCAGAAUUUGUGUACUCAAGGCCAUCAGCAGCUUCACAUCGGAGAGAAGCCUUUUUAUAAAGAGGGUGGAAAUGGCCAUAACUGGAGUCCCAGCCCCAGAGACCAUCAGAAACGGAAGCCUCACAAAUGCAACACCUGUGGGAAAGCCUUCAGUCACAGAUCGGUCCUUAACGUUCACCAGAGAGUUCACACCGGAGAGAAACCAUACAAGUGUGAAGAGUGUGGGAAGGACUUCAGCCGGAAUUCCUACCUCCAAGCCCACCAGAGAGUUCACACCGGAGAGAAACCAUACAAGUGUGAAGAGUGUGGGAAGGACUUCAGCCGGAAUUCUUACCUCCAAGCCCACCAGAGAGUUCACACCGGAGAGAAACCGUACAAGUGUGCGGAGUGUGGGAAGGGCUUCAGUCGGAGUUCACACCUUCAAGGCCACCAGAGAGUUCACACCGGAGAGAAACCAUACAAGUGUGCGGAGUGUGGGAAAGGCUUCAGCUGGAGCUUUAAUCUUCAAAUUCAUCAGCGGGUUCACACGGGAGAAAAACCCUAUAAAUGUGGAGAAUGUGGCAAAGGCUUCAGCAAGGCCUCAACUCUCCUGGCCCAUGAGAGAGUCCACACGGGAGAGAAGCCUUACCAGUGUGACCAGUGUGGGAAGGGUUUCAGUCAGAGAUCGUACCUUCAGAGCCACCGGAGCGUUCACUCUGGGGAGAGACCAUAUAGAUGUGAGGUGUGUGGGAAGGCCUUCAGCCAGAGAGCAUAUCUCCAAGGUCACCAGAGAGUCCACACGAGGGUGAAACCACAUAAAUGUGAGGUGUGUGGGAAGGCCUUCAGCCAGAGUUCCCGCCUUGAGGCCCACCGCAGGGCCCACGUGGGGGGAAAACCGUACAAGUGUGAGACGUGCACGAAGGGAUUUAGUGAGCGCUCCCGCCUCCAGGCGCACCGGAGGAUCCACACAGAGGGGAGCCCGUACAGAUGUGAGCAGUGUGGUAAGGGCUUCGGUGGGUGUUCCAGUCUCCAGGCCCAUCACAGAGUCCACACUGGGGAGAAGCCGUACAAGUGUGAGGUGUGUGGGAAAGCCUUCAGCCAGAGAUCAAAUCUGCAAGCUCACCGGCGAGUCCACACGGGAGAGAAACCCUACACGUGUGACGCUUGUGGGAAGGGUUUCCGUUGGAGCUCAGGCCUUCUGAUCCAUCAAAGAGUCCACAGCAGCGAGAAGUUCUGUAGGAGGGAAGAGUGCAGAAGCAGUCACCCUCCUGAGAACCUUUGCAGAAGCCAAGGCCUGUCAAAUGCCGUUCUGUUUUGUUAACGAAAGUGUGGUGUUUGUACCCAACAUGAAUGCCAGUGGUGGCUGGAAACAACAUGGCGUAGAG